GGGUGGGGUUACUUUAACCGGCGGUGGAGGUGAUGGUGGACCCGGCCUGAGGUGGGAGCGGAGGGGAAGGAGAUGCUCCUCAGGUCUGUGCUGGAAGCAGGAUGAACCUGAUGUCUAUGGCAACGGAUCCCAAGCUGCAAUGGGUGACGCUGUGGGCCCGCAUCAGGUGGGCAGCAGUGCUGGCGCUGCUCCUGGGCUUGCUCCUGGUGCUGCUGCUGCCAGCUGUGGAGGACCAGUGCCACGCAGUGCUCCAGGGGCUCUCCUUCCUGAAGGGUAAACUGGGCGCUGGCUCUUCAGGGCUCACCCGGUACACGGGGCACACCACAGAGCUCAGCGUGGCCUCCAACGGGCUGGAGCUGCUGGUGCUGAAAGGCAAAGCCUCCCCAGAGGUGAAGUUGGAAGCUAGAGCAGCUCUGAACCAAGCCCUGGAAAUGAAGCGCCAAGGCAAGCGGGAGAAAGCCCACAAACUCUUUGUGUAUGCCCUCAAAAUGGACCCUGAUUAUGUGGAUGCCCUGACUGAGUUUGGGAUCUUUUCUGAAGAGGAAAAAGACAUUCUUCAAGCCGAUUACUUGUACUCCAAAGCACUCACCAUUUCCCCCUUCAACGAGAAGGCUUUGAUCCAUCGGGACCGGACGCUCCCUUUGGUGGAAGAGAUUGACCAGAGGUAUUUCAGCAUUAUCGACAGCAAGGUGAAGAAGGUGAUGGCAAUUCCCAAAGGCAAUUCCGCCCUGCGCAGGGUGAUGGAGGAGUCCUACUACCACCACAUCUACCACACGGUUGCUAUUGAAGGCAACACUCUGACGCUGGCCGAAAUCCGGCACAUCAUUGAGACCAGAUACGCCGUUCCUGGGAAGAGCUUAGUGGAGCAGAACGAGGUGAUCGGGAUGCACGCAGCUCUCAAGUAUGUCAACACCACCCUGGUGUCCCGGAUCGGCUCAGUCACCACCAGUGACAUCCUGGAGAUCCACCGGAGGGUGCUGGGCUAUGCUGACCCGCUGGAGGCAGGGCGCUUCAGGACUACGCAUGUGUUUGUAGGGCAUCACAUCCCACCCCAUCCCCGGGAUGUCGAGAAGCAGAUGGAGGAGUUCGUGCAGUGGCUGAACUCGGAAGAUGCCAUGAGCUUGCACCCUGUGGAAUUCGCUGCUUUAGCCCACUACAAGUUGGUUUAUAUCCAUCCAUUUACAGAUGGCAACGGGAGGACCUCGCGCCUGCUGAUGAACCUCAUCCUGAUGCAGGCGGGUUACCCCCCCAUCACCAUCCGCAAGGAGCAACGGGCCGAGUAUUAUCACGUCCUGGAAGUGGCCAACGAGGGCGAUGUGAGGCCUUUCAUACGCUUCAUUGCAAAGUGUACUGAGACAACCCUGGACAUGCUGCUCAUUGCCACCACAGAGUACUCCGUGGGCUUACCUGAGGCAGAUGGCAGCGCUGCUGGAUGCAAACAAACCAUCCCCGUCAAGACUUGAGGGUUGUGGACAUUGCAGAGCCACUGAACACCGAGGCACUCGGUAUUCCUGCUGGGAAAUAACUGGACAGGAGGUGCCACUCUUUAGCAUUUUGUUUAUUUAAAGUGUCUUACAUUGGGUUAAAUUAAUAUAAUUUAUUUAUAUACAUUAUGCCAA
Messenger RNA from Pezoporus flaviventris, 1619 nucleotides. RefSeq names its product FIC domain protein adenylyltransferase (gene FICD). The transcript has 3 exons. Gene Ontology annotation, molecular function: protein binding. Lineage: Eukaryota; Metazoa; Chordata; Aves; Psittaciformes; Psittacidae. The record is from RefSeq and is a predicted model, not a curated record. Bases 102 to 1463 code for a protein of 453 amino acids.